AACGGCCCCUUACGUCUUGAUAAGAUAAAAGCCAAAGUAAUAAGCGUCGUAAUUUUCCAGUAGCUGAUGAUUCUAGAAACAAACUUUUCAUGACAACAACAAUUCACCGCAUAUUGGAACAGACAGCAAGACUGCACCGUCAUUCCACACUAUCGCGUUAGUCGCAACUGAAAGCUGGGGCUACUUGGAUUGCUGCUGUAGUCGCUCAUCAUGCAUCAUCCGAGGAACAUCUUCGCCUACUACGAUCCAUCGACGAAAAUUUGGAGCGGUUUGCCGAGGAAGCCGAUCUUCAAUCCCGUCCAAAGUCUAGGUGACCUAAUAUUGCAAAUUUUGGAGCGCAAUGCCACCAAACUGAUGCAGAUCAGUGCCGAUAGUGGGGCGGAGGUCACCGGUGGUGAACUGCGUCUCCGGACGAUCCGGAUUGCCCAGAAUCUUACUCGGAUGGGAUACGGUUCUGAUUCGAAGGACAUUUUUACGAUGAUCGUUAGGAAUGGGGAGCACACUGCACCAGUGAUGUUUGCUUGCUUCGCUCUGGGGGUACCCGUCAAUACGCUGGAUCCUUCGUUUCAAAGGGAUGAUCUGAGUCACAUGUUCCAAGCGGUUCGACCGACAGUGAUCUUCUGUGAGACUGAGUCAUUGGAGGAAACGAUCGCUGCAUGUGAACUGGCUGCAAUUACCCCGCGCAUCAUUCUCAUGGGAAGUCAUGUAGAGGGGUAUGAUCAAGUGGAUCGUCUAAUGAUGGUAACGGGACAAGAGGAACUUUUCGUUCCAACUAGGAUUACGGACCCCGUUCAACACCUGGCGGUACUCAUAUGCUCCUCCGGAACAACGGGUCGCUCGAAAGCCGUUUGCCUGUCGCACUCGAUCUGCAUCGCUCACGUGGCCAACUUCUUCGAGUGCCAUCCCAGCGAUCGAGCUUUCGCCUUCAGUUCCCUGUAUUGGCUGUCCGGACUGGUUAUCCUACUGUGCGGUACGAUCCUUGGCGCAACUCGGAUCAUCACCCGUCAGACGUAUCGACCGGAGUUGGCGCUAGACUUGAUCAGGAAAUUCCGAGUCUCGGCCCUCUGCAUAACUCCUUCCCAAGCGUACGGAAUAGUUCACAGUGGGUUGGCAAAACCGGAGGACUUCACGAGUAUUCGACACGCGUUCUGCGGUGGAAGUGCCGUUUCGACAUCGCUGAAGCGAUCGUUUGAACAACUGCUCCCCGGACGGUUCCUGGAAGUUGCCUACGGGUUCUCGGAGAUUGCCUACUCGGUAUCGUUCAGCAAGGGGUAUCUCUACCGAGAUGGAUCGGUAGGGUUUCCUCGAGCCGGUACGGAGUUCAAGAUUAUCGACGACAACGGAAAUGCCCUGGAUAACGGCCAAGACGGGGAGAUUGUUGCCAGAGGCGAGUUUGCGUUUCAGGGCUAUUACGGAAUGGAUCAACCUUUCGGGGACAUGUUGGACAGUGAUGGAUGGCUUCACUCGGGAGACGUAGGGCGAUUCGAUGCGGAUGGUUACCUUUACGUGGUGGACCGGAAGAAGGAAAUGUUCAAAUACAACAACUUUCAAAUAUCGCCGACGGAGAUCGAAUGCGUGGUACAGGAAAUGGAAGGAGUGGCCGCGGUGUGCGUGGUCGGAAUUCCAGGGGAGCCGAAUGACUUGGCAACAGCACUGGUGGUCAGGAAAAACGAUUGCGCCGAAGUGAUGGAUGCAGAGCAAAUUGUUAGAAAAGUGAAUCUCCAGUUACCCGAUUAUAAGCAUCUUAGAGGAGGCGUGUAUUUUGCCAAGGAGCUCCCUUUGACUCCAUCAGGAAAAGUGUUACGUCGAAAGGUGCGGGAAAUGAUUAUGAACUUGAUGGACAAUAAAUGACUUCCAAACCCUGCUUUGGAGAAUACUAAAAUAAUCAAGUACCUAAAAUAACAUAAACUGUAAAUAUUUC
Messenger RNA from Aedes aegypti (yellow fever mosquito), 1921 nucleotides. RefSeq names its product 4-coumarate--CoA ligase-like 9. The record is from RefSeq and is a predicted model, not a curated record. The coding region runs from base 211 to 1851 and encodes 546 amino acids. The transcript has 2 exons. Lineage: Eukaryota; Metazoa; Arthropoda; Insecta; Diptera; Culicidae. Gene Ontology annotation, molecular function: long-chain fatty acid-CoA ligase activity. Gene Ontology annotation, biological process: long-chain fatty acid metabolic process; fatty-acyl-CoA biosynthetic process.